UUCUUUACUGUCACUGUCAUAAAAACAACAAGAAGAAGGAAGUGGGGAAAUAAGAAAAUGGCUUUUUUGAACAGGAGUUGUCGGGCAGCAUAUAGGAAAUGUUUGGCUGCGAAGCUAAGUGAGGACUCAAAGGUGUCCCUACAACUUUCACCUUGGCCAUGCAGUUAUUUUGACGAGCCUGUUCACAUGGAAGUCACCGGACUCCCCCCUGAGCAAUCUGUGGAGUUGCGAUCCAAACUUACAGACAGCAAAGGCGUUUCCUUCGAAGCAUUUGCCACUUUUUGUUCUGACAAAAACGGACACAUCGACUUGGGUAGAUGUCCAUCGAUGGGUGGGAGCUACAGUGGAAUUGAUUCUAUGGGGUUGUUUUCGUUGAUGCGACCACUUGUUCCACACAGUACGCUAACCAAGAGGGAUGUGUCAGCGCCACUGUCAGUUGACAUUGAGGUGAUAUGCGAUGGACAGGUUGUUGCCCAAGAAACCCUUGAGAGGCGAUUCAUGGCUGAUGGUGUGCAAAACUUUCCCUUGGAAGGUGGCAAUAUAAGAGGUUCACUGUUUGUGCCACCUGGACCUGGUCCGUUCCCUGCCAUUCUGGACAUACCCCACAUAGGUGGUGCUUUGACAGAAUUACGAGCAAGCCUAUUAGCCAAUAAAGGUUAUGUGGUCAUGGCUUUGGCAUAUCAGGGUUAUCAGGAUUUGCCCAAAGUUUUGAGGAAGCUUGACUUGGAGUACUUGGAGGAAGCCGUGGCAUUCUUGAGGGCUCACCCCAAGGUAAAGGGACCAGGCAUAGGGAUCCUCUCCAUCUCCAAGGGUGGGGAUCUAGCACUUGCAAUGUCAGCAUUGCUUCCUGGGAUCUCUGCAACUGUCUCCAUCAAUGGAUGUAAUGCUGCCACUGCCUUUCCCAUCCAUUACAAAGGCACGGUGAUCCCCCCUCUCAACAUCGACACGGGCAAAAUAAUCCUCAGAAAGGAUGGACUUCUGGAUGUAAGGGACGGCCUUCCAGAUCCUAUGCUGGAAGAGAACCGGAACUCUGUGAUUCCCAUUGAGCGUGCCAGCUGCCACUUCCUGUUUGUGGCCGCUGAAGACGACAGGAACUGGAACAGCCUUUUAUUCAGUGAACAGGCUGCUCAACGACUCCGGGACCACGGGAAAGACAACUAUGAGCUGGUGCGGUACCCGAAGGCAGGUCACUUCCUGAAUGUUCCCUACAUGCCCCACUGCCCCUCCAGUUUCCAUCCAGUAGCAGGCUCUGUGGUGGCAUUUGGAGGGGAACCCAAGGCUCAUGCUGAGGCCCAGGUUGAUCUAUGGAAGAGGGUCCAGCAGUUUUUCAGAAGGCAUUUAAAUAAUGAUCAUUCCGAAUGGAAAGCCAUGCUGUAGUGUGUUUUAUAGUGUGUAUAGUAAAUGUUGUUUGGCUUGGUAAAGGCUUGGUAAUUGCACAUGACUGUAUGGAUUCAUUUGAGUGUCAUACAUUUGAGUGUAUGUGACAUUCUUACAUUGACAUUUACAUUUAGUCAUUUAACUGAGACUUUUAUCCAAGGUGACUUAAAACAAAAUGGUGGUGGUUACUGAGGUUCCCCCUUCACUGUGAAGUGCUUCACUUGUGAAAAGCGCUAUAUAAAUGUAAUGUGUUGUUGUUAAAACAAUCAAGGUACAGUGUUACAAGCAGUGUUGUAUAAAGUACUAGAAAGCAAUACUUGAGUAAAAGUACCGUAAAGUAUCGUACUAGAAAAAGACUUUGGUA
Molecule: messenger RNA, 1741 nt
Organism: Alosa sapidissima (American shad)
Lineage: Eukaryota; Metazoa; Chordata; Actinopteri; Clupeiformes; Clupeidae
Product: putative acyl-coenzyme A thioesterase 6
Exons: 3
Coding region: 58-1377 (439 amino acids)
Biological process (GO): fatty acid metabolic process; acyl-CoA metabolic process
Molecular function (GO): fatty acyl-CoA hydrolase activity
Source: RefSeq, a predicted model, not a curated record